AUGGCUGGUAUAUCUUGUCAAUGCUGCCUGACUUGUCCAUGCUGUCCAGGCUGUCACUGUUCCCCCUGCUGCCCUUGCAGUCCUUGCUGCACAGCAUUUGAUUCACCAAGGUUUCCUGACAGAGAUCUAGAGGACGAAUGCUGCUUGUUUUGGCGUUUUCUGUGUACUGAUGAACGGAAUUGUGACUGUUGCUAUUGUCCACAUGAGGAAGAUGAACCUUGCCAGUGCUUUCACUGUACGUGCUCAGAGAACCCCAAUCUUCGCUGCUGCUGCUGCUCCUGUGCUAAUAACCCACACUGCAAGUGCUGUUGCUGUACAAUUGAAAACACGGAGUGUCAGUGCUAUGAAAGCAGGUGUUGCACGUAUGUCCCUAAUCCUUACAGGAAUCGACACAGAAAUGAAAGAAUAUCAAGAAGCAACACAUCUGUCAUUACACUGGAGAAGGAUGCAUCAGGACAUGCUUUUAUUGACCAGUUGACUUGCCCCCUGUGUAAAGAGCUGUUUCUCCAUCCAUUUAUGUUGCCAUGUAAUCACUGCCUUUGUGAGAAGUGUAUCAAGAGAAGCCAGCAAUGCGCUGAGGUCAUUGAAAACUUCUUUAUCAUCACCUGCCCAAUAUGCAGCAAGGCACAUUGCCUCCCGUUUUCUAAUAAAGUACAACUCAGGAUGAAUUACUUAAGAGCCAGACUGGCUAGGAGAUAUAUGCGACGAUAUGGUUUCUUAAAGUGGAGAUUUGACAAAAGCAAAAUACCAAUAUAUUGCCAAGUUUGUAUUGAACGGCGACGAGCUGACAAAAGAUGUCUGACGUGUCAACUGAAUUAUUGCAAUGUUUGCUUGACAGCAUAUCAUCAGGAUGUCACCACUCAAAACCAUGUCUUUACUAAAGUCAGUUAUGAAGUCUGGGAAGAAAAAAACUGUUUAGUCCAUCCUGAUUCAUUGGUAUCCAGAUACUGCUUUGAUGACCAUGAACUGUUGUGUGAUUAUUGCAAGGAAUCAUGGCACAAUGAUCAUGAAGUAGUUACAUUGCCAGUGGCAUGUUCGAAACAAUCCGCUGCAUUAUUCAGUACUAUUGCAAAGUUCAAAAAAGUCCGCUAUGUAAUUGAUAAUGAUCUAAUGGAAAUCCUUGUAUUAAAAAGCAAUUUUAAGUCCUACAAAGAAGCAAAAAGGAAGGAGAUCAGGGAUGGAUUCUUCAGGUUACGGAACAUACUUAAUGAUCGAGAGAAAGAAAUGAUGGAAGCAGUAGAAAACCUUGAGCUUCAAAAACAGAAGAGACUAGUGGAGUAUGCAGACUACACAACUAAAAGAAUUGCCCAGAUGGACAGCCUCAUGCAGUAUUCUAAGGAAGCUUUGAAGGAAAGCAGUCAAAUAGCAUUCCUGCAGUCUGCCAAUUGCUUGAUAAAUGAAUUAGAAGACAUACUUGAAAAUGUUUACCAACCGAGCCCAUGUCUCAAAGAAGAUCCUAUUAAGCAUCUUAAAGUCGACUUUGAAGAACUUUCAGAAACCUUUCAUAACCUUUUCCCAUCAAUUAAAAGGAAAAUGUUAGCUGACAAAUCAAGCAAACGCCCCUACCCUUGCAGUUCUGAUAUAAUGAUUCCAAGGAGUGUUUCCAGCACCCACAUUCAAAAGCCAUUAACACCAACACGAAGUCAAUCUUUAUCAACACUAACUUCACAGAGUGAAGAAAAUCCAGUUGAAGCUGAAAGGCCAAAAUCAUCACCUCCUCCUAAUUUUAAGGACCGUGGAUUGUAUGCUUUUUGGGAUGCAUCUUUAGAUAGUUCAAAAAAUGAAAGAAACUAUCAAACCCAGAGUUCCUAUUUCAAACCCGAAUCACUUGAAGAAUCGACUACAGUUCCUGGCACUGUUGUUAUUUACCAGACACUUGUAUAUCCAACUGCUGCUAAGAUUUACUGGACGUGUCCUACAGAAGAUGUAGACAGCUUUGAGAUUGCUUAUUAUGAAGUGCUUGAAAUGACAGCUGACAAUCUUGUCCGGACCAAACUAAUAGACGUAAUAACAGGGGUUGGACAACAGAAUCUGGAGAUACGUAAUCUAACACCUAAUACAGAAUAUGUUUUUAAAGUUCGGGCUGUCAAUGCUAAUGGACCAGGCCAGUGGAGUGAUGUUUGUAAGGUGACGACUCAAGAUGCUCGCACAAAAGCCAAAGCCAGAUGGGGCUUGCUGCGACAUAUUCAAUCUGCUUUCCACAAAUAA
Eublepharis macularius is the source of this 2208-nucleotide messenger RNA. RefSeq names its product tripartite motif containing 42 (gene TRIM42). The transcript is spliced from 5 exons. Gene Ontology annotation, cellular component: chromatin; nucleoplasm. Gene Ontology annotation, molecular function: protein binding; ubiquitin-protein transferase activity; zinc ion binding. Bases 1 to 2208 code for a protein of 735 amino acids. NCBI's taxonomy places the organism in Eukaryota, Metazoa, Chordata, Lepidosauria, Squamata, Eublepharidae. The record is from RefSeq and is a predicted model, not a curated record. Gene Ontology annotation, biological process: positive regulation of DNA-templated transcription.